This is a messenger RNA of Camellia sinensis, 924 nucleotides long. Lineage: Eukaryota; Viridiplantae; Streptophyta; Magnoliopsida; Ericales; Theaceae. The record is from RefSeq and is a predicted model, not a curated record.
AUGGACGUGAAAAAUGCAUUGCUUAAUGGUGAUCUUCUAGAGGAGGUCUACAUGCAACCUCUCCCUGGCUCUACUUAUCCGCCUCACAAGGUAUGCAAACUUCAACGUGCAUUAUAUGGUCUUAAGAAAGCCUCGCAAGCUUGGUUUGCCAAGUUUAGGUCUACUAUUCAUGAUUGUGGUUUCACCUCUAGUUCUUAUGAUACUGUUCUUUUUGUGAGGAAAACUGCUCGAGGGACCACCCUGCUUCUGCUUUAUGUGGAUGACAUGAUUAUCACUAGUGAUGAUGUGGAUGGUAUUCUUCUCCUCAAACAAUUUCUUAGUCAUCAUUUCGAGAUCAAAGACCUUGGUCCUCUCAGCUAUUUCUUGGGUCUUGAAAUCUCCCAUGAUUCCACGAGUUCAUUUCUCUCUCAGGCUAAGUAUACCUCCGAUCUUCUCGCUCGUGCUGGUCUUACAGAUUGCAAGAUUCCCUCCUCUCCAUUGGAGACUCAGAGUCGUCUUAGUCCUCUUGAUGGUUCUCUACUCUCUAAUGCUACUCUGUAUUGUCAGUUGGUUGGCAACAUUGUCUAUCUCAUUGUUACUCAUUCUGACAUUGCCUAUGCUGUCCAUAUUGUUAGCCAGUAUAUGUCGGCUCCUCGUACACCUCAUUAUAAUGCUUUGUUUCGUAUCCUUCGCUAUCUGAAAGGCACCUUGUUUCAUAGACUUCAUUAUUCUGCCCAUUCAUCUCUUCAGCUUUGUGCCUUCUCCGAUGCUGAUUGGGUUGGGGAUCCUACUAACCACCGCUCUACUACAGGUUUCUGCUUCUUCUUAGGCAAUUCUAUUAUUUCUUGGCGCAACAAGAAACAAUCUCUUACUGCUUAUUCAAGUACGGAAGCCGAACACCAUGCUCUUGCUGAUACUACUCAGGAGCUUCUCUGGCUUCAUUAG